Drosophila persimilis is the source of this 1356-nucleotide messenger RNA. Its product is annotated as pyridoxal phosphate phosphatase PHOSPHO2. NCBI's taxonomy places the organism in Eukaryota, Metazoa, Arthropoda, Insecta, Diptera, Drosophilidae. The transcript has a single exon. The record is from RefSeq and is a predicted model, not a curated record. Bases 57 to 941 code for a protein of 294 amino acids. Gene Ontology annotation, molecular function: phosphatase activity.
CAAAAGAACAACGCAUCGAGCUGCUGCCCUGUAGUUGGCAUUGAGAUAAGCAAAAGAUGUCCUCGUCGUCGGCAGCUGUCGCUGAAGCCGUAGCCUGCUGUAGGCUGGAAAAGCAGCAACGGCGACGACUGGCAGCCUUCGACUUUGAUCAUACAAUUGUGGCCCAAAAUACGGACACCGUGGUGAGGGACUUGCUGCCUCCGGAAGUGGUCAGCUCGCGGGCCCUGAACGAGUUGGUGGAGAACGAUUGUUGGACCGAGUACAUGUCUGAGGUUUUUCGUUUGCUGCAUGAGCAACAAGUCACGGAGGCCCGCAUUCGCGACACCAUCCGAGUCAUACCCGAGGUCCCGGGCUUCGUGCGCCUCAUCAAGCAUCUACACAAGAAACUCAACUUCGACAUGAUCAUCAUUAGUGACUCGAACAGUGUUUUUAUCGAUGAGUGGGUAAAGGCGCACAAUCUGGCCGACUGCUUUGUGGCCAUCUUCACCAACCCCGCCGAGUUCGACUCUAACGGGCAGCUUCAGGUACGGCCCCACCAUCAGCAGAGCGAGUGCAAGCUGAGCGCCAGCAAUCUGUGCAAGGGGCGCGUCCUUGAGCACUUUGUCAUUGAGCAGGACUUGCGGCGUAGUAUCCGCUACGACCACGUCUUCUAUGUGGGCGAUGGAAACAACGACAUCUGCCCCGUGCUGCGACAGCGGGCUUGCGACUUUGCCUGCGCCCGGCAGGGAUUCGCCAUGGAGAAGCAUUUGAUUCGGAACCGCAAUAAAUUGAAACUACGGGCGCACUUGUUGGUCUGGAAGAGUGGUUUUGACCUCAUGGAACAGAUGCUGGCCUUGCCGCAGAUGCAAGUUUCGCAAGUCGACCUUGAGACCGCGGAGGGUCAGGCAGAGAUGGCGCGGCGAGCAUCGGCAGUCGCCGGUCCAACCAAGCCGACCAACUAAAUUGGGAAUUCGAAAUUUGACAUUUUCUCAGCACAUUUGAGUGUUCUCAGUGCUUUUUUCUGCCCCUGUCUAUUACAUGUGAUCUUGGUACAUGCACAUGUAUAAAUAUGCGUAUUUAUUGAUAUUGAUAUAUAUACAUACAUAUACACAUUUAAAUGUAUGUUCUCGGUGUAAUACUAAUACAGUCUAUAUGUGUGCACCUACGUAGUACGUACAAUAUCCUUUACUUGGAGCAUUGUAGUAGUAGUGGUAGGCGAUUUAAUGAUGUUAAUGUUACAUAGUGGUCUCUCUCUUUUGGCGCCCGCAGCGCCUGUAACUGUAUAUUUGUAGAUGUAAUUGUUGUAAUUAUUCCAAGUUUAAUAUAUAAGUGUGUCCAUAUUAAAUGUAUGUGAACGUGUGCGUUACCGUUCCUGCA